AUGUCUGAACAUCAGUACAAAUUUAACAUCACCAUGAGCUGUGGCGGUUGCUCUGGGGCCGUAGAACGAGUACUGAAGAAGUUGGAAGGUGUCAAAUCUUUCAAUGUCAGUCUGGAUUCUCAAACUGCCACCGUCGUGACGGAACCGUCCGUGCCAUAUGAGAGAGUGCUGGAUACUAUCAAGAAAACUGGGAAGACAGUCAAUACUGGCGAAGCAGAUGGGCAAACCAUGGCUGUGUGA
Aspergillus pseudotamarii is the source of this 240-nucleotide messenger RNA. RefSeq names its product copper metallochaperone ATX1. The record is from RefSeq and is a predicted model, not a curated record. Lineage: Eukaryota; Fungi; Ascomycota; Eurotiomycetes; Eurotiales; Aspergillaceae. Gene Ontology annotation, molecular function: metal ion binding; copper chaperone activity. Bases 1 to 240 code for a protein of 79 amino acids. Gene Ontology annotation, cellular component: cytosol. The transcript is spliced from 2 exons. Gene Ontology annotation, biological process: copper ion transport.